Molecule: messenger RNA, 3628 nt
Organism: Prionailurus viverrinus (fishing cat)
Lineage: Eukaryota; Metazoa; Chordata; Mammalia; Carnivora; Felidae
Gene: ZNF300
Product: zinc finger protein 300
Exons: 6
Coding region: 834-2648 (604 amino acids)
Biological process (GO): central nervous system development; regulation of transcription by RNA polymerase II
Cellular component (GO): nucleus; PcG protein complex; transcription regulator complex
Molecular function (GO): RNA polymerase II cis-regulatory region sequence-specific DNA binding; DNA-binding transcription factor activity, RNA polymerase II-specific
Source: RefSeq, a predicted model, not a curated record
AGAGUAUUUUAACAUUCGAAAUUCUUCCUCUUUCACCAAAUGCAGUCUUCCAGUAGGGGUCGUAUCACGCAAAUUUCUUCCCCAAACCUGUAAAAGCUCUCUGCAAAACCUCGCACCUAGCUGGUUCGUAAAAUCCUCCUCUCCGUCAGCUUGCCCCCUUCCCUGGGGCAGGGGGCUGUGGCACAUCCCAAACCCCUGCUCGGAAGGAACCGAAUUCCUCCGCGUGUACGGAACUGACCGAAUUCUCAAGAUGGCGGCUCCAGUUCCGACAUAGCACCUGGGGGCGGCCAUACUGCCUCCUGAACAAAGCCGCCGAGGAUGCGGAGUGGGCAAAACCUCCCAGUACGGCUCGGCGCAGGCUCGCGAGCCCCGCGCUGUGCUCACCCAGACAGGAAGCGGGAGAGUUCAGCAGUAUGGCUGUGACAGCCGUCCCGGUUAGAGCCGUGAUGGGCGUUUCGAGACCUGAUAACGGAGCCGCAAGACAGAAGGCGGAUCAGUUUUGACAACGCCUGGAAUACCCCAUGUAAAACAGCCUCCCUGUCUUGGGAGCAUUCAGUUGCUCUGAACCAGUUCAGUCUUGUCUGAAUGACUCCUUCUGGGACUGAGAAAAAUUGACGGGUAUGGUCACAAGAGGACUUCCUUCACCUAGUGCUUCCUGACCCUCUCAAGGACCAAAUAGCCUUAUCCCCACUGGUGUCAUCAUACAGCUGAUUCUAGUGGUUGUUUCUAGAUUGGUGAAUGUGGAAGCAGCAGACGGUCUGGUCUGUGAAAAUGCCCAUCUGAGCACCAGUUUUGCUUUUUCAGACAUCUGCUCUUAUAGAAGAGAGCAGAGAAUGAUGAAGUCCCAGGGGUUGGUAUCAUUCAAGGAUGUGGCUGUGGAUUUCACCCAAGAGGAGUGGCAGCAACUGGACCCUGCUCAGAGGACCCUGUAUAGAGAUGUGAUGCUGGAGAACUUCAGCCAUGUGAUCUCAUUGGGAUAUCCAGUUUCCAAACCAGAUGUCAUCUCUAAGUUGGAACAAGGGGAAGAUCCAUGGAUCAUCAAGAGAGACGUAUCAAAUUGGAUCUAUACAGAUGAAAAUCAGGCAGAUGGGAGACAAGACAGGAAAAGUAACCUUGACAACCCCAAAUCAUGUAUUUUGGGGUCUGUUUCCUUCCAUAAUAAUAUCCUGAAAGGAGUCACAAAGGAUGGUUCAUUGUACUCCAUUUUAAAAGUCUGUCAAGAUGAUGGCCAGCUACAGAGAUGUCAGGAAAACCAAGACAAGCUUUUCAGGCAAGUAACAGUCAUCAGCAACAAAACAGUGACUGUGGAGUCAGGCCAUAAGUAUAAUGCCUUUGGAAAAAUAUUUCAAGAGUGCAUAGAGCCAGAUACUUUAAGACAAAGAUCCCAUAGCUAUGAUGUAUUUAAAAAGAACUUGAAAUAUAAUGCUGAUCUACGUAGUUGUAAUAAGAGUAAUUCAAGAAAAAACCCUGAUGAGAGUUUGGGAUGUGGAAAAUCAUCUAGCUAUGGUGCAUCUGAUUCUAAUCUUGAGAAAAUUCACAAUGGAGUAAUGCCCUGUAAUAACAAUCAGUGUGGGAACAUUUUUAGUAGUAAACAAUCCCUUAUGCAAUAUCAGAAUGUUGAAACUAAGGAGAAAACCUGUGUGUGUGUUACAUGUGGAAAAGCCUUUGCCAAGAAGUCACAGCUUAUUGUACAUCAACGAAUUCAUACUGGAAAGAAACCAUAUGAUUGUGGUGCAUGUGGGAAAGCCUUCAGUGAGAAGUUUCAUCUCAUCGUACAUCAGAGAACUCAUACUGGGGAGAAACCUUACGAAUGUUCUGAAUGUGGAAAAGCCUUCUCUCAGAAAUCUUCCCUCAUUAUACAUCAGAGAGUUCACACUGGGGAAAAGCCAUAUGAAUGUAGUGAGUGUGGGAAAGCCUUCUCCCAGAAAUCACCCCUCAUUAUACAUCAAAGAAUUCACACUGGAGAGAAACCUUAUGAAUGUAGAGAGUGUGGGAAGGCCUUCUCCCAGAAGUCACAGCUGAUCAUACAUCAUAGAGCUCAUACUGGAGAGAAACCAUAUGAAUGUACUGAAUGUGGGAAAGCCUUCUGUGAGAAGUCCCACCUCAUUAUACAUAAAAGAAUUCACACUGGGGAGAAACCCUACAAAUGUGCUCAAUGUGAGGAAGCCUUCAGCAGGAAGACGGAACUCAUUACACAUCAGUUAAUUCAUACUGGGGAGAAACCUUAUGAAUGUACUGAAUGUGGGAAGACCUUCUCCCGGAAGUCACAGCUCAUCAUACAUCAGAGAACACAUACUGGAGAAAAGCCCUAUAAAUGCAGUGAAUGUGGAAAAGCCUUCUGUCAGAAAUCACAUCUCAUUGGACAUCAGAGAAUUCACACAGGAGAAAAACCUUAUAUAUGCAGUGAAUGUGGGAAAGCCUUCUCUCAGAAGUCUCACCUCCCAGGGCAUCAGCGAAUUCAUACAGGAGAAAAACCUUACAUAUGUGCUGAAUGUGGAAAGGCGUUUUCCCAGAAGUCAGACCUUGUUUUACAUCAGAGAAUUCAUACUGGGGAAAGACCCUAUCAAUGUGCUAUCUGUGGGAAAGCCUUCAUCCAGAAGUCACAACUCACUGUACAUCAGAGAAUUCAUACAGUAGUAAAAUCAUAAUGAACUGAAUGCAGAAAAGCCUUCAGUAUUAGCUCAAGCCUUAAUAAAUACUAGGAACCUGAUUGAUUUGAUAUUUAUGAGACAUCUUUAUAGAUGUCUGUAGUGUGGUGAUACCCAGCUCAGCAAAGAUGAUGGAAAAUAAUCAUAAAUGAAGAACAUUUUCAACAUGGUGUGUAAAACUUUUAAAGUUAUGUAUAUAGAAUGUUGUCAAGUUACAUAGUCUAUAUUAUACCACAUUAAUAAUAACCAGACAUUGUGAAAUAGCUAAUAUUAGCUUGGCAUCAUUUUGGCCAUACAGUAAUUCUCUGUAAAGGACAUGAAGAAAGCUUGAGUUAAAUAAAUAAAUAAAUAAAUAAAUAAAUAAAUAAAUAAAUUCCUAGAAACUACAUUAUAAGGAGGGGCUUAGCAUGACCCCUAAAGAUACAUGUAAAAUUCUUGUACAAAGAUGGAAAGAUAGGUGGAUCAGAUGAUGUUUAUACAUUUUCCCAUCUCAAUCAUAUAAGUUGACCUGUCUCUCUGGAAGGAUCCUGGAUCUUGAAAUUGGUGCUACUUGACCAGAUCACCCAUUUAUUCUCCCUCGCUGGGAGUUUGGUGUUGUGGAAAUGCUUUGGUACUGAACCAGAUGGUCUUGUGUUCUAAUACUGGCUCAGCUACUCGCAGAUUGUGUAACUUCAAACAAGCCUGCUUCACCCAUCUGAAUAUUUCCUAUCAGUAAAAAAAAAAAAGUAUAGUGAAGAGUACAUUUUCAUUUAUUAUUCUUUUUGUCUUUCAUUUCCAUGCAGUUGGAUGCUAAGACUAAUAUGUAAAAGCUACAUCUAAACUUGUAUUUCAGACACUCUGCUUUUGAUAACCCAUUCCCAGGACUGUUCAUUUUACUGUUUUUGACCCUAGUGGCCUUGAUUCUUGGUAUGUUCAAGUGACAUUUUAUUAUGCAUUUGUUGUUUUUUACAUACAUUUAUAAACUGGUGGUUACACAUAAA